Arvicola amphibius (Eurasian water vole) is the source of this 2262-nucleotide messenger RNA. It is a transcript of the gene Pdk2, whose product is annotated as pyruvate dehydrogenase kinase 2. The record is from RefSeq and is a predicted model, not a curated record. The coding region runs from base 138 to 1361 and encodes 407 amino acids. NCBI's taxonomy places the organism in Eukaryota, Metazoa, Chordata, Mammalia, Rodentia, Cricetidae. Gene Ontology annotation, biological process: protein phosphorylation; regulation of glucose metabolic process. Gene Ontology annotation, molecular function: pyruvate dehydrogenase (acetyl-transferring) kinase activity. Gene Ontology annotation, cellular component: mitochondrion. The transcript is spliced from 11 exons.
UACAACCAGGGCAGGGAUAGGGAGGAGGUGGCCGAAGCGCUUCUCUGGCCGAGCUGGGCCAAACGGAGGGCUGGUGCCAGCUACUACAGGUCCGGGACAGCAGCAGAAGCCGAGCCAGAGCCUCGGGUGCCGUCGCCAUGCGCUGGGUCCGGGCACUGUGGAAGAAUGCGUCCCUAGCCGGGGCGCCCAAGUACAUCGAGCACUUCAGCAAGUUCUCCCCGUCCCCGCUGUCCAUGAAGCAGUUUCUAGACUUCGGAUCCAGCAAUGCCUGCGAAAAAACUUCGUUCACCUUCCUCCGGCAGGAAUUGCCCGUGCGCCUGGCCAACAUCAUGAAAGAGAUUAACCUGCUUCCCGACCGGGUGCUGGGCACCCCCUCAGUGCAGCUGGUGCAGAGCUGGUAUGUCCAGAGUCUGCUGGACAUCAUGGAAUUCCUGGACAAGGACCCAGAGGAUCAACGGACCCUAAGCCAGUUCACCGAAGCCCUGGUCACCAUCCGGAACCGGCACAAUGAUGUAGUACCUACCAUGGCACAGGGAGUGCUGGAGUACAAGGACACCUACGGCGAUGACCCGGUCUCCAACCAGAACAUCCAGUACUUCCUGGACCGCUUCUACCUCAGCCGCAUCUCCAUUCGCAUGCUCAUCAACCAGCACACCCUCAUCUUUGAUGGAAGUACCAACCCGGCUCACCCCAAACACAUUGGCAGCAUUGACCCCAAUUGCAACGUGUCUGAUGUGGUGAAAGAUGCCUACGACAUGGCCAAGCUCCUGUGUGAUAAGUAUUACAUGGCUUCACCUGACCUAGAGAUCCAGGAAAUUAAUGCCACCAAUGCUACUCAGCCCAUUCACAUGGUCUACGUCCCCUCCCACCUCUACCACAUGCUCUUUGAGCUCUUCAAGAAUGCCAUGCGGGCCACUGUGGAAAGCCACGAGUCCAGCCUCACUCUCCCCCCUAUCAAGAUUAUGGUGGCCUUGGGUGAAGAAGAUCUGUCCAUCAAAAUGAGUGACCGAGGUGGGGGUGUCCCCCUGAGGAAGAUCGAGAGGCUUUUCAGCUACAUGUACUCCACAGCCCCCACACCCCAGCCUGGCACUGGGGGUACCCCACUGGCUGGUUUUGGGUAUGGACUCCCCAUUUCCCGUCUCUAUGCCAAGUACUUCCAAGGGGACCUGCAGCUCUUCUCUAUGGAGGGCUUUGGGACAGACGCCGUCAUUUAUCUCAAGGCCCUGUCCACGGACUCAGUGGAGCGUCUGCCUGUCUACAACAAGUCUGCCUGGCGUCACUACCAGACCAUCCAGGAGGCCGGUGACUGGUGUGUGCCAAGCACAGAGCCCAAGAACACAUCGACGUAUCGGGUCAGCUAGGGGCCUUCUCUCCCUGGCACCUGGGAGGAUGCUGCCACCUCUGAAUCCAGCCACCACAGGGACUUUCCCUAUCCCCUGGGGUACAGAAUCUCAGUGACCCAUCUGUGGUGGUCCCUAAGUGCCAAUCUGUCUCUAUGGAGAAACCUAGGGUGUUUCCCUGGAGUCUAGUCUCCAUGGUGAUGCUUGAGGGUUGGGGAUGGCUCUACCUGUUGGGUACCCCAGAGACACUUCUCCAUGGCUGUUCUCCCAAGACCGGAGCUGUCAGUUUUCUACCAGAGACCCCAGGUCCCCCUCACUGCCUGCAUAGUCCUGGCCUUCCGAGUGGCUGCCCCGCUUGCCUUAUGCCCACACUCUGGACAGGUAUACUGGGAUGUAUCCUGUGUCUGUGUUAAGAAGCAUGGAGUGCCCUCAGGUCUGGAGAGAGGAUGGGGGGAGGGGGUGCACCCUUGACCUGGUCCUGCAGCCUCUCUCUGCCUCUACUCUGGACACCAAGGCUGCAGCUGGGAACUUUGGAGAGUGGGUGGUGGUUUUCACCCAAGGCCCACGUCUAAAUUAGCAGCACCUGGGAAAGCCCAGAAGCAACCUGCCCCACUAGGAUUCCAGGACGAUCUUGGCAAUAUUUGUGCCACUUCCUAAACCCUUGCCCAGCAUGUCCUCACAUGCACUCCCCUGCCCAGUGUACACCCACCCUAUCUUGCCUGCGCUUUAGACCUCCCAAUCCGCGCCCUUCCCUCCCCUCCUCCGUGCCCACCAUGUGUGCACAGGCGACCCAUCCCUAAGAUAUCCUAUGUACAUAGCCAGUUUUGUAAAAUCUUAGACGCCUCACCCUUCCCCUCAGCUGUGUGCCCCUCCCAGUGGCUGGGAUGGUGACAGUGACAUCCACAGUAAACAGAUGAAAUGA